AUGGCGAUGAAGGCGAUGUUGCUGUCUUUGGUGGCCAGUUGUCUGGGCGAGGCAGUCCAUGAGAAGCUUUUGGAGGCCGAGCAGAUGGAGGUCAACUCGAUGGUUGAUGGACAUGGCGCUGUGGAGGUUGCCGAUGAGAAGCCCUUCUGGAAGAAGGGGCAGAAGUACGACCCGGAGGUGGAGCAGGCGCUGAAGUCCGCCAACCUCUCGAAGGAUGAGCGUGCUGAGGUGGAGAAGACCUUGGACGAGCUUCUCAACAAGUCCAACCUCACCAAGCGAAGCUCUCUUUUGCAAGUGGAGAAGCCGAGCACUGCAUUGAAGAACCACAGCGAGAGCGUGUCGGUGAAGGGCACCGACCCGCGGCUCAAGGCGCUCAACGACCAGCACGGCAACCUCACCCGCUAUGUGCACGGCCAGGCGGACAUCGUGGCGCACACCUCCGCGGAUUUGUCCCGGAAUCAGGAGGAGGUGGACAAGCAGGCCAUGGAGGUAGCGGCCGCGGGGGAGCUCUAUGACAAGGCGCAUCAGGAGUCCAAGCGGGCGGAGGAUGCCUACAAGGCUCACCUGGUCGCCGUGGCCGUGGCCAAGAAGCACCGGGACGACUUGAAGAAGAAGACCGACGACGCGAAGAAGACCUUGGAGCAGAUGGAGCCCAAGUACAACGCUGCGGAGUACCAGCUGGGCAUCCUCCUCUCCAAGACCCCGGAGCUGAAGGAUCAUGCCAGGACCAAGGAGGAUGAGGAGGCCAAGAAGGGCGACGAGCUGGAGAACGCCGCGCAGAAGAAGAAGGAUAUGCAGGACAAGCUGUCGGGGGACGACAAGGCCCUGCAGGCCGCGAUUGCAAAGCUCAACGGCCUGAACACGGACUUGAAGCGCGUGGAGGAGAAGGUCGAGAAGUGGAGCGCUGCAAGCGCACUCCACGCGCCCUUCGCCGCCUUCGCCGCUGCGCUGCUGGCCUUCCACUUCUGA
This is a messenger RNA of Effrenium voratum, 969 nucleotides long. The record is from the annotation of a GenBank genome assembly. Lineage: Eukaryota; Dinophyceae; Suessiales; Symbiodiniaceae.